Messenger RNA from Scleropages formosus (Asian bonytongue), 1634 nucleotides. It is a transcript of the gene mfsd1l, whose product is annotated as major facilitator superfamily domain containing 1-like. The transcript is spliced from 13 exons. The record is from RefSeq and is a predicted model, not a curated record. Bases 60 to 1526 code for a protein of 488 amino acids. Gene Ontology annotation, molecular function: transmembrane transporter activity. Gene Ontology annotation, biological process: transmembrane transport. Lineage: Eukaryota; Metazoa; Chordata; Actinopteri; Osteoglossiformes; Osteoglossidae.
CGCUCGCGAGGGGACAAGCACAGCUCCGUAGUGGGCGCGUUGAUUCCUGUGUGAAGACGAUGGGGCAACCUGCCGAAAAAGCCUUCUACCGUUUCUUGGUGCUCUUCUUCUGCUGUUUGCUGACGUUCGGCUCCUACUUCUGCUUCGACAUCCCCAGUGUGCUCCAGGACCAGUUCCAGGGGAACCUGACGUGCCCCAACUCCACGGCAGGCAACGGGACUUCGGGAAAUGGGACAGUGGAGUGUAUCGAAGGCCUGGGGAUGACCCCCGAGGAGUACAACCUCCUCUACGCCAUCUAUGCCUGGACAAAUGCACUAGUGGUGAUCAUGGCUGGGUUCCUCACUGACAAGUUAGGGAAUCGUUUUGGUGUCUUCCUGUUCUCCUUCCUGGUGGUUCUGGGGUCCACCGUCUUUGCCCUGGGCUCUCAUUUCAAGGGCACCAAGUACCUGCUGCCACUCAUGCUCACAGGCCGCCUCAUCUUUGGCUCUGGCAAUGGCUCCCUCGUCAUCGUCCAGAACCGAAUCACUGCCUUCUGGUUCAAAGGAAAGGAGCUGGCCUUGGCCUUCGGCCUCACGGUGGCCUUCUCUCGGCUCGGAUCCAUCCUCAACUUCUUCCUCACGCAGAGGUUUGAGGCCCACUUCGGGAUGCAGUGGACACUCUGGGGGGGUACUGUGCUCUGUGUGCUGGGCUUCCUGGCUGCCAUCACGGUCAGCGCCCUGGACAAAGUGGGAACGAGACAACUGGGCCUGGACGGCGCCAUUCAGGAGGAGUCGCGCAAAGUGAGGGUACAGGACAUUCGGCAGUUUUCCCUGCGCUACUGGCUGCUCGUGCUCACCAUCAUGUUCUUCUACAACGGCAUCUUCCCGUUCAUUGCGGACGCCAGCAAGUUUAUCCAGGACAAAUACAGCGAGUACAGCCAGGAGGAGGCGGCCUAUGUGGCAGGUGCUGUUUACGACAGCUCCCUGGUGCUCUGCGCUGCGAUGGGCAUCCUCAUAGACUAUAUAGGUCUACGUGGGGUGUUUGCAGUUGGCUGUGCGCUUCUUACCCUGCCCGUCUUUGCACUCCUGGCCUUCACCUUCGUGCCACCGCUGGUCUCCACCAUCUGGCUGGGUGUCACCUACUCCUUUGCCGCUGCAAGCAUGUGGUCCUCCUUUCCACUGGUGGUCCCUCAGGCGACGCUGGGUACAGCCAUAGGCAUCGCCACCUCAGUUCAGAUGAUUGGCGUUGGCCUCUCGAACCUGGUUGUGGGCCAGAUCUUGGGAACGAAGUCCAGCGAUGCCAGGAUUCCCUUGUGGCGCUGGCAGAGGGUGAUGGUUUUCUUGCUGGCAAACACCAUCUGCUGCAUUGUCACCUCUGUGACGCUUAACGUCGUCGAUCAUCACCAGGGAGGGACCUUAAAUAAGACCACGAAGAAAAGUGCCCCCCAGGAGUCCCCGAGCACUGCAGAUAGAGACCCCCUAUUAGCAGAACAGGAGGAGGUUGAUGGGGACAUUCCAGGCCAGUCCUCCUCUAUCAACAACAGCUAGUUUGAACUCACAUGGAAGCUGGAGAGGAUGCAAAGGGAGAUUCUUUUUCUUACAUUUACUCAUUUUUCCAAAGCCACUUACACUGUUAACCUACUUACAAUUAUUUAC